This is a messenger RNA of Poeciliopsis prolifica (blackstripe livebearer), 3752 nucleotides long. RefSeq names its product transmembrane protein 161A (gene tmem161a). The transcript has 11 exons. Bases 110 to 1600 code for a protein of 496 amino acids. The record is from RefSeq and is a predicted model, not a curated record. NCBI's taxonomy places the organism in Eukaryota, Metazoa, Chordata, Actinopteri, Cyprinodontiformes, Poeciliidae.
CCGGGGCAUUCGGGAGUUUCACAUGUAGGUCGGUUCAGCUGCCAUAGAAAGUCCUGGUACAGAAGCUCCUGGUGCUGCUCUGGUGUUUACAUCCACAUUCGCAGAGAUUAUGGCACUGAUGGGGAUUCAGCUGGUGGUCAGCCUGCUGGCAGCCAGCAUCAUGCAGAGGAUGGCCCCACACUGCUCAUUUGCACGGUGGCUCGUCUGCAACGGCAGCUUGUUCCGAUUCAAACACCCGUCAGAGGGAGAGUUGUUCGCGUUGGCAGGAAAGCAGAUGCCCAAACAGAACAGAAGAGACAGGAGACAGAAUGGAGAGAACAAGCCUCUCACGGUGCCCAAAGACAUUGACCUCCACCUGGAGAAAGCGCCGGUCAACGUGAUGGACGCUCUCGUGCUGCGCUUUUUCCUGGAGUACCAGUGGCUUGUGGAUUUUGCCGUCUAUGCCAUGGGCGUCUUCCUGUUUACUGAGUGUUAUUAUAGUUUGGUAGACGCCAGUAAAGAGGUCAACAUCGGCGCCAUCUGGUGUGUCCUAACGGUUGUGUUUGGACUAAAGGCCCUUCACACUCUGAUGAGUCACUACUUUCGCUCGGAAGAGGGCGGCGAGCGCUCCGUGUGCCUCGCCUUCGGCUUCCUGUCUCUGCUGGUGGCGAUGCUGGUUCUGGUGGUCCGAGAGGACUACCUGGAGUUCGGCCUGGAGCCCGGCUUCUCCAGCCUGUUCGACAACUUGGAGACGUUCGCCAAGCAUCAGGGUUACGCCGACUGGUCGAUCCCGGUGACGAAGCUGACUGUGAAGCUGGGCCUGGCUGCUGUCUGCGCUUACAUCGGGUCCCUCCUGGCCUUCCCUGGACUCAGGCUGGCUCAGACUCAUCUAGAUGCUGUACAGAUGAACUCUGACCGACCUCUCAUUCAGAUUCUGCUGCACAUGAGUUUCUUAUCUCCCGUCAUUGUGUUGGUUUUGUGGGUAAAACCCAUCGCCAGAGACUUUUUGGCCAAUGCGCCCAUGGGAAAGACUUCUGUCACCCUGGUGAGCAGUGCAGCGUUCGACAGCAUGCGUCUGUGGACCAUCGUGGGCCUGUGCGCGCUGCGUCUGGCGCUGACCCGGUACCACCUGCAGGCCUACCUCAACCUGGCUCAGAAGUGGGUGGAGCAGAUGAAGAAAGAGGCAGGACGAAUCGCUGCCAUCGAUAUCCAGCGGAAGGUCACACGUGUGUUUUGCUACCUAACGGUGGUUACACUUCAGUAUUUGGUUCCUGUUCUGCUCAUCCUCUUCUCCACGUUGGCGCUCAAGGUGCUGGGGAACUUCUCCUGGGGUUUCGAUGUCGAGGAGUCACCGGGUGUGACGCCAGCGCUGGUGCUCCCCACAGCUGCACCCGUGCCGUCUGGCGGCCUCGACGAGGACGAGGACGGGAUGGAAGACAUGGAGGACGACAUCCAGGCCACGGUGGCACACCUGUCAGAGACGUUCGCCGCGCUGCGCUCCGUCCUCACUCCUCUUUUCCUCCGCGGUCUCUUCGCCUUCCUCACUUGGUGGGUCGCCGCCUGCCAAGUGAUCAGCUCUCUGUUUGGCAUCUACUUCCACCAGUACCUGAUGCAGAACUGAGGAAACCUGAGCGCCGGAUGCACGCAGAUCACUUCUGACUCGUUGUACGGAGAUGCUGCUGGAAGGGUGAUGGACACAUGGACACAAAAGUGGACGACCACAGACUGACGCUGAGACCGAGUUUGGUUGGAAGAGGUCAACCAGCAGGCCUCUGGCAUCAGUGACACAAAUAUAGAGAAAGAACCUUGACUUGUUUCCCAAAGCAAGUUCAGCUUGUAUCAAUUUGUACGACUUCACUUGGUCAUAUCAUGGAAGCAGCAUUUUUAGCAAGGGAGGAAUAACUGAGAAUAGAUCUGUGUUUCUAUUUUAGGGUCAGAUCUAACUUUACUGUAUAACUUUAAAAGUAUUCAAACCUCUUUUCUUUUAUUCUCACUCUAGAACAUGGGUGUCAAACUCCAGUCCUCAAGGGCCGUUGUCCAUUUCCAAAAACAUACUCGUCCCCUUAGUGAAAGGGCAGCUUAACUUUUAUAAAUAUAAAUAAUCCUGAGAAUGAAGGAUUCACAGUUAAUUUUUAACAUUUUAAAGCGAAACUGCAAACUCUUCCAGAGAGAAAAGAACUUUCUUGAGUAGAGAAAAAGCCAACUUGAGGCACAUGAUGAUUAACUUCAAAUGCCAAUAAUGGUAUGAGAAAGAACAAACAAACAAAGACACACAGACUGUGUGUCAUCCUACUGUGGAAAUGCUUUGCAGAUUUUAUAUGAAAACAUUCUGUUGCCUUUAUAUUUAAAAUCAUUUCUUUCUUCUCAUCAUGUUUGAUCCAAGUUUCUGAGGAGCCACACUCAUAUCAGUCGUGGUUAUAUGUAAAAACGAAGGCGUAUUGUUUGAGCCACUCAUCUGUGCAUCAAGAGGUAUUUUAUAUUUUAUUCUCUAGAUUUGAUUGUAACUCACAAUGCAUCACUUUGUCUGUGCUGCCAGUUCCAGCUUUUCCCGACUCUGACGUUGGACUCUGUCUUGAUAACAAUUCCUUUGGUUCGCCUUGACUCCGGCUUUUUUGAGUUUAGCAGAAACUUGCCUUGGAAACACAUUUUUUUUUCUCCAGGAAAGUUCAUGAAUAUAACUCAAUUGAAAGUCGCAGUAUUUACCUGCAUAAGCAAGACACAGCAUUAGUUAAUCUUAAAGCAUUGUGUGUAUUUUAAAAACAUUUAUUAUUAUUUUGUUGUUACUCGCGAUGCUCUGUGUACCCAGGAAGCAUAGCCUUCCUUUUAGUACCGUGCCAGUUUUCAGUCCCUUUUCCUGCUCUAAAUUGCCUCAAAACAUAUUUUCCUUAUUUAAAAACAGGAAAUUAUGGAGCAUGUGCUCAUGGUGAUCUGCAGCUAUUAAGUGUCUGCCAACACCACAGAGAUUCACUUUCCAUUCAUUUUGUUGCGCAGACCUCCAAUCCUCAGCUUCAGUCUAAAAGCAUCGUCUGCAGCUUUUGCCAUGCAUCUGUAUCAGUGUAACGUGAACAGUCUGCUGUUUAAUGCUGCAUUUAUAUAAUAUGUAAAGGUGCCAGUGCAGGUUUUUUUGUGCCUCCUCCCAGAGCUGGAAGAGGAUAUAUUUUGUGUGAGGGGACUCCGUUUCCCUUUAAAGAACCGAUUUAAGAGUGCUAAACAAUUUCUUCUUCUUUUGUUUUUCUAGCAAUGUUUGCUUUUAUGUUGUUUUGUUUUUCUUUUUAAUGCAGAGGAGUUCAGACAGAAUUCAUCAAGAAUAAACAAAGCUGUAGUUGAAAGUGUCUGAAAGCCAAACACUGAAGAGUUAUUUCGUUGUGACCCAAGUGCCUGGGACUGUCAGGGAUGGUUAGUUUUUCUAAAACUCCCUCUCUCCUUGUUUGUUUUGUAUUUAUUAAAAUCAGCUUAGUAACAUUUUUGUUUAUAUAUAUAUAUAUUCACAAAAGCAGAUAUGGUAUUUUCCCACGCUAGACAGCUAAAACAUUACAUUUCAUUUCUUGUGCGUCACCUCAUGUUGUAAGUAAUGUAGGAAUUUAGCAGAUUCUGAUGUUUUGAUCUUUAAUUUUCUUGUUUUUUUUUGUUUUUUUUUAGAAAAUCAUUAUGCUGUGAAGUUUUUACAAAGAUGAUUUCAGUUUUUGAAUGCAUGGUUUGCUGUGUCUUAAGAUUUUUUUUGUGUGUGUGCGCGCAGCCUAAUUAAAGACAACUUUCUGAUUUUCUGCGUUUUA